Hevea brasiliensis (rubber tree) is the source of this 615-nucleotide messenger RNA. RefSeq names its product leucine-rich repeat extensin-like protein 2. The record is from RefSeq and is a predicted model, not a curated record. Bases 1 to 615 code for a protein of 204 amino acids. Lineage: Eukaryota; Viridiplantae; Streptophyta; Magnoliopsida; Malpighiales; Euphorbiaceae. The transcript is spliced from 2 exons.
AUGUGGUCUUCCCACAAACCCAAACUCAGUGGACUUCGACAUUCUGUCAAAUCAAAAAUGGGUAUUCCAUCCUCAUUACCCACAAACCCUAACUUGACCCAGUCGCGCUCCUCACCGCCACCACAAACGCCGCCAUUACCUCAAUCGCCACCACCUCAGUCACCGCCACCACCCCCAAGCCAAAUACCACCUUUCAUUCCGCCGACUCCCCUCUCGCCGCAAUCCGAGCCACAAAAUGAAACACCAAUUCCCGACACCCAUUCCCCAGAACCAGCGCCUGAACCUGUGCCUACUCAAAUGAGAACCCAAGGCAAAACAAAAAAAGCUGCAAGUAAACUUAAGAAAACCCCUGUCGGAAAACGGAAACGAGUACCCUCUGUUCCUUUCGACCUAAAUUCUCCACCUCAGCCGUCCUCUGAACCAGUUAGCAAAAGGACCAGGUCUUCCUCGCAAACUCCAGCACCAGUGACCCAAACACCAGUAUCUCAGUCUUCCUUGCAAACUCCAGCACCUGCGUCAUCUGCAGAUACUAUAGAGGAGGGAACCAGUGUACAAGGAUCUAACCCUCGAAUUUUUGAGUUCCCUAAGGUUGAGUUUCAAACCAACAGUGCCUGA